GCAAAAAUGGCGGAAGGUGCAACAUCUUUGAAAGGGUUGCGGGCGCAAAUGGUCAAUGGCAGGCGCAUGCACCAACGAUGCGCACAGACGAGGACCGUGUCUACAAGUUGAGAAAAUCUGGCCAGAACUGGAUUAUGACGAAAUUUACGUCAAGCAUACUGUGCGCCGGAGUGAUCAGUAAUGCGUACACACGAAGUGUACUUUGGCCUUUACUCUACUGGUCCUUACACUGCAGCACAUGCCAGGCUCUGGGAACAAACAUCCCUUCAGAAAGCCUGACACUCAUAUUCAAUUUGUGGAUUUCCAAAUCUCACAGUGUACUAGAAGAUUAUCAGAAGAAGUUUAAUUUUUUUUUAACAUAUUCUCAUUGAGAAGAAACCAGUGGGUUUUGUCAGAUGUUGGAACAAUCCAGUAGAUUGUGCCAUGUGGUGCCCUCUCUUCAGCUAAUGCUGCGGCUGCACAGGCGCAGGCAGAGGAACGGCGCAGCCAGGCAGGGAACAGCCCAACACCUGCAGAUCCGGCCAGUACAACAAAGAGCCAGACCAGACCAGCGGUGCGUGAGUCCCAACUCCUGGCACGAGAGCGCAAGGCCCGGUUGCAGGUUGAGCGUCAGAUGGAGGAGAGACAGAAGAAGCUGGAGGAGCAGCGCAGGAAGGAGGAACAGAGGAGAGCGGCAGUGGAGGAGAAGCGGAAACAGAAAUUAGAGGAAGAAAAGGAGCACUAUGAGGCAGUGAUGAGGCGCACCCUGGAGCGAAGUCAUCGAGUAGAGCAGAGACAGAAGAGAUGGUCCUGGGGUGGACUUCCAGAUUCUGACAAUAAAAAUGGACAGAGUGAUAGCAGCUUCACCUCUUUCCCAAUUGCUAUAGUAGUCUCCCCUGCCUCUCCAGUCUCCAAGCCGCCCGGGAUUCAGACGUCACAAAGUGACAAGCAUUCUUCCUCUACAAUGAACCUGAAGCAGACUGACUCAGUAAUCAGCAACCGUCUCUCAUGCUCUUCCACCCUCCUUAAUUCUCCCGAUAAAAGUGCAAAGCGGAGAAGUUCGUCUUUGAACCGGUUGCCUAGCAAUGCUCCUCAGGCCUCUAAAGAAGCGCAUAAGCAGCAUCAGGUGGAAACGACAGGCCCAAACCUGAAGAAGCGAAGCUCCUCCCUCUCUCGAGUGGGGGCUAAAACCCAGACCCCCACCAAACCAGUGAAACCCACAGCAGACGAAUCAGCUCGCCGCUCCUUGGCCGCCCCCGUGGACAGCGGUGUCCUCAGCCGCCUGCUUACACCCACCCAGGCUUCACUAGCUAGGAGCAAGAGUGCCGUGGCCCUGUCAGCUGAAGGAGCCAAUGCCCAAGAGUCUCACCUGUGUCCUCGUUCAGCAUCUGCCAGCCCGUUGCAACCCCCGGUCCGCGAACCUCUACGCAGUCGCAGCAGUGAUCGAAAGAAAGGCCCGACUACUUCUACAUCUGCAGAUGACAUCGCCAGUGUGGCUCAGCAAAAAGGUGAGAAGGACAAACGUUUUGUGUCACCACUUGGAAAACGCCCUGCCUCACCCUCCAGUCGUCAUCGAUCGCCCUCUCCUGCCGCCACUGCUAACCCCAUCACAAGAGCGCCCUCACCUGGAGCAGCCAAGCAGAGUCCACGUUUUCAACCUCCUUCACCCAGCGGCUUGAAACAGAGGCCUCCAUCCCCUCAGCCCUCUGCCACAUCCAAACCUCCGCCCAUUCAGAAACCCGCUCUUACCCCCACCGUUCCCCCUACCCUCCGCAAGAGGGACUCCAAGCCAAAGGAAAUGUCUCCAAUGGUGCCUGUCACCCCACAGUCUCCAGACACCAGCACACCCAGCUCAGCACCUGCACCUAAGACCAAAGAGGAUUCCAGUUCAAAAUCCAUUGCAGGAACCAGCUCAGCCGCAGAGGCUUCAAAGAUCCUGGCAGAGAACCGACGUCUGGCACGUGAACAGAAAGAGAAAGAAGAACAGCUCCGCAUACAGAAAGAAGAGCAGGAGAGUGCCGAAGGCCCUCUGGUAUCGUGUCUCAACAGGCUGCGGAAAGAGGAGGAGAAGCGUCUUGCAGAGGAGAAGCGCUUGAUGCAAGUAGAGGAGGAGAAGAGACUUGUGGAGGAGAGGAAGAGAGAAGAGGAGGAGCAGGCUUGUAAAGCAGAGGAGGAGAGACAGCAAGCAGAGCUGGAGGAGCAGCAAAUACAGGCCGAGCUUCAGAAAGAGCGUGAGGAGGCUGAGGCGAAGGCCCUAGAGGAGGCAGAGAAGCAGCGUCUGGAGAGAGCACGCAUUUUGGAACAGAACCAACAGGAGCGCAUAGAGAGAAAGAAGAGAAUUGAAGAAAUUAUGAAGAGAACCAGAAAAACAGACCAAAUCGAUUUUAAGAGUAAUGAUGAGAGAGACAUUCCUGAUGAAAAUGGAGAGGAGGCUGAGGACCAAAUAAACUGUGAAAAUAAGGAGAACCAGGCUGUGGAGUCUGACCAAAGUGUUGAGGAAGCAGAGCCGUCAGACUCCCAGGAGCAUCACCUGCCUUUGGAGGAGCCAGUGACAGAGCGAGAGGAGCCAGUUGGUAGUGUGAAUGGAGAAACCGAUGUGGAUGAUAAGGAGAACAGCAAUGGACCCAGCACAGACGAUCCCUCAGUUGACAGCCCACCUCCCAAGUCCUGUCUGAUGGAGGGCUCAGAGUUUUUGAAUGAAGUCUCUAAGGUGGGCCUUGUGCCAGGAUUAAAUGGUAAAGGUGGACCCUGGAGCUUUGAGGAGCUGAUUGAUCUGGGUGUUCAUGCAAGAGGCAAACCCCUAAUGGCUGAUGGGGGCCCCGAGGGGCCCAGAGUGGCCUUUGAAGAGAAAACGAGUUCCCUCCAUCCAGCCCAGCCUAUUGAAGCUCUGUCUGAAAUGUGAAUGGGCAGGUCUAUUUAGGGCCUGCUGGAUAUUGCACUCCAUGAGUCUUAUCGAGUUGAGCCUCAGAGUCUUAGCAUUCAGACUCAUCUGGACAGCCAGAGGAACCCUCAGAAAGUGCACUGUGCCGCACAGUCUCUGCUCUUCAGAUAAUAGAUGGGUUAAGCAACAGAAAAUAAUUACAAAGAAAAACGAUAAAGAAAUGCUUCAGGGAAAACGUUAGAUUCCUUCAGUGUGCUUAUGUCUUUGUUUAGCAGUUCUGUCUUUUCACCUAUCACCUAGCAAUUCACCUAUGUUAAAUCUAUCUUCUCAUUAUUGUUGUUGUUUUUGUCUUUUAAACGUGGGGACAACUUUGUAAUUUAUUCAAAUGGCUGUUGUCUCCUGUCGGUUACUUUUGAAAGUACCAUGUGCACCUUUUUGCAAAAUUCUAGCCUCCAUUUCAUUCCAUUUCUUCAUGUUCGUUAUAACAUUGUCAUUGCUACAUUGAGCUUUAUAAAAUGAUCUGGUUAGUUAGUGAGUCAAGUUUGAUGGUAGGUCACUAAGAAUGGAAAGAGGAACCAGCUCACAUAUUUUCAGCUGACAUAGUGGUUCCAGUCAUACACAUACUUAUUAAAACCCGUGUCAGAAAUGCAAAAGGAGCUCAGGUAUGUAACCAAAUUGGAAUCUGUCUUAGAAGUAUGAGGUUUGACAAGAUGCUGGUGCGUAUUUUCCUCUUAUUUUUUUAUUUUUUUUCCAGCUCCAAACUUAUAAACACCAAUAUAGUGUUUAACACUGUAUCCUUACUGUAGCUGGGCAACAACUCUAGCUUUACUCUGUGUAGACCAUUGAGAAGCAUUCCUACUGUAUAACACUUUUAGAUAGCAAAUUCUGGUCAAGAGAUUUCAAUAAAAACAGAUUGAUCAUACUCCAAGCUAAAAAUCAGAUUGAGUGUAAACAUUCAUCUAUACAGCUUUAGGCUCAGAGAUUGAAGGAUGUAGGAGCUCAAAUGCAGACUGGCACAAUAACACUUGUUGCUUUGUGAGGUUUUUAUGUUGUAAGUUUCUGUUGUGUAGUAAAUACCUGUAUUGUUGAUAUCCUGUACAUAAGUAAAACUAGUUAUCAAAUUCUAAUUUAAGUGAACCCUCAAAGUAAAAUAACUUCUGAUGUCUCCAUGAAUCCAUGCUUGACUAUAUUGCAUAAUAUAACACAGAAUUACUGUAACCUCUUGCUUGCACACUUGACAAGGUUUCUGCAUGUUUCUGUUUUAUGUUCCCCAGGGGUUUGAACAAAUGGGUUCUUUUCUUGUAGCAAAACUUGAAUGAUUUAACGUGUUCUCAAAUGCCCAAAGUUCCCUCAGGGUCAUACUAAACUGUCAGAUCCUAAUGUGCAUGUAUUCACAGUUACUGUUUGUUUUAAUCAUCCAAGGUCUAAAUUCAACUCUUAUAUCCUUGUGCCCUUUAAAUCUAAUAUAUAUAUAUAUAUAUAUAUAUAUGCUAAAUUUGGUUCUCUUCGAAUAUGCAUAAAUAUAAAUAUUUAAAACUAUUUCCACAUAUUUAAGUAUUAUGGAAAUAAUCAGUAUUAGGCUAUUUGGCCAUUUUGUCUGGUUUGGAAUGAGAAGUAGGCAGCAGGUUUGGAUCAUCCUGUAUGUUACUGUACUUUAUAGUGUGGUCAAGGGAAUUCUAGCUCUGUACUACAAGAUGAAAUGCUGUUACUAAGAUUACUACACAGCAGAUUACAGCACUAGAUUGCGUUUGUUUUUGUAAACAGAAUUUGAAGUGACAUACGCAGGGCAGAAGAAUGUGGACUGAGGGUGCAAGCAAAGUCUAGAGGAGUUUUGGAUUAUGAAGCUGCUGUGAAAUUGACAGAUUAUUAGCAAUACUACAGAUAAGAAGCAUGUCACCUGGUUGAGGAUGGAAACUUGGGAAUUCAAAUGUACAUUUACAGUUCAUGGGUUUGAGAAGGUUCAAGUGAUUUAUUGGUAUGUGCCGGUGUUCUCCACACUAGACUGUAGAUGUGUGGCCAUUUGCAGUUGAGCAAUGUCCAGGCAGUUAUAAUAAAAGAUCGGUCUCCAUAUGCUUGAGGAGUCCAGUGGUAAAGACUUUGUGUACUGAGUUAAUGUUGAAGAGUUUACUUUAAAAUAUGUAAUAGGUUAUUAACUGAUUAUUUUUUAUCAUUCAAAGGCCACAGAGCUUACAGGAAGUUAAGUAUAAAAUUAGCUAAUUAGUAUCAUUCCAUCUGUGUAGGAAUAGAUCCAUCACUGUUUAUUUAAGUGUCUUUGAUGUAUUUUAUAUGCAGCUGCUUUCUGUGAAUAUUUUUAUUUUAUUUUUUAUCUUUGAUAUAUAUAGACACUUUCCAGGUUUGUUUUGACUCCAGCUCUUAGACCCCAUCUUAGUGAUGUCCACUAACAGGACCUGUAGAGAACUGUGUCCGGUAUACAUCGGAACUAAAACUGUUCUUUUAUCUCUAAGUACUUAAUACAGGUGUAGAAUAGGACGGUGCCUUAGAUGCAGAACGGGCUGUAUUUUAUUUUUAUAUAUUAAUACCUUAACGCGUCACAUGAGCUUACCUCGGCCAUGACAAUCACUCUACU
Myxocyprinus asiaticus (Chinese sucker) is the source of this 5447-nucleotide messenger RNA. Its product is annotated as ensconsin-like. The transcript has 21 exons. Gene Ontology annotation, cellular component: microtubule cytoskeleton. The coding region runs from base 614 to 2881 and encodes 755 amino acids. Lineage: Eukaryota; Metazoa; Chordata; Actinopteri; Cypriniformes; Catostomidae. Gene Ontology annotation, biological process: microtubule cytoskeleton organization. The record is from RefSeq and is a predicted model, not a curated record.